UGGUGAUUGUCAUGGCUGGAAUGGAAUAAAUGGAACGGAUGUGUUUGAUACGGUUACAAUCCGUCCUCCUGUAGCUCCUCUCACCAGCCUCAACUGAUUGACAUUAUCAUUGGUCUGUAGCGUGUAGUAAAUAACCCAUCCACAAGGUGAUGCUGUGGCGUUUGUUUGGGCUCGCCACCCGCUGACAAAAACGAAAAGACAACGCGGAAGUAAAACUUCGAGCGGGUUUGUUUUGUUCUUGCCCACCAUUCUUUCCUCGUGGACGAAGCCAUACUAGCUGAAUACCCAACUCUCCGUCGACAGAAACAUGUCUAAACUACAAUUGUUUCGUGUGUUUUUAAAUGAGCGUUUAACAGCGGCAGCUUUGGAGAUUUUCGGGGUAGUUGAAGAAACGGUAGCGGACUACCAGGAGGAGAAUGAUCGGCUACGGAGACUGCUGCGGGUCACACCGGAGAUAAAACGAUGCAGAAUAGACUACCUGCAGCUCUCUGUCUCUGAGGAGGGGGUUCUCCCUGAUCAGCAGCACUGUGAGCAGGAGUGGAGCCCCAGUCUGGGGCAGGAGAACCCAGAGCUUCCACAGAUUAAAGAGGAACAGGAGGAACUCAGGACCAGUCAGGAGGAAGACCAGCUUCAAGGGCUGGAGGCUGAUAUCAUAGAGUUCAAAUUCACUCCUUCCUGUGUGAAAAAUGAAUGUGAUCAGGAGGACCCACUUCAGUCCUUGACUCUUCCCCAAACCCAGACUGUGGAGAACAGAGAGAGUGAUCCUAAACAAGUGGUUCUCACACCUUUUGUUACUGUGACCCACCUUAAGGGUCUCAACAUUCCCUGUGACCCUCCAGAUAAUCAAAACAAUGCCUCCAGCCACAGCUCAGCCGUAAGCAGAAACCCAGUAGGACUUGACAGCAGCCCACCAUUGGAUCCCAGCCCAUCAUUGGAUCCAAACCCAUUGAUGGGGGAACACUGUUUCAAACCCAGCACCAUGUCUAGAAAAACUCACCACUGCCGUGACUGUGGUGAAAUGUUUGCUCUGAAAGCUGACCUGAAGAGUCAUGUGACUCUCGCCAUGCAGAGACCCAGCGAAUGCCGCGUCUGCAGAAAACACUACAACUCCAGCUGUAAACUGACGGCCCAUGUCCGACUCUGUCGCGGCAGGAAACCCUGCACCAGCCCUGUUUGUAGCAAGAACUUCAAACUCAAAGCAGAUCUGUCCAAGCACAUGAGGAUUCACACAGGGGAGAAAUCAUUUAGUUGUGGAGACUGUGGGAAGCGCUUCAAUCGCAAGGGGAACCUUACUGAUCAUAUUCCGAUUCACACAGGAGAGAAAGCAUUUAGCUGUGCUGACUGCGGAAAAAGAUUCAGUCAGAAGGGGACCCUACGGAAGCAUAGACUGACUCACACAGGAGAGAAACAAUUUAUCUGUGGAGACUGUGGGAAAAGCUUCUAUCAGAGAGGGGACCUAAGUAGGCAUAUACGGACUCACACAGGAGAGAAACUUUUUAUAUGUGGUGACUGUGGGAAAAGCUUCAAUUUGAAGGGGAACCUAAAGAAGCAUGAACUGACUCACACAGAAGAUAAACCAUUUAGCUGUGCUGACUGUGGGAAACGUUUCAAUCACAAGUCUAACUUACUGACGCAUGUUAAAAACAUCCACAAAGGAGGAAAACAGGAGGAAAUGUUAAGGAACUGUUUAGUCACAAGAUUAGAAUAAAAAGGCAGGAUGUGGACAAUACUCUGAGUACACGCUCAUAGACUCACAUCUAUUGGUUGGUGGAGGACAGCAUGAUGAUACCUCUCCUAGGGACCUGCUCUCCAUGCUUCAGGAUUAAAGUUCCUCUGGUCUCUGAUCUAUUCUAUUGGUAACCUGCUGUUUCUCUCCACAGUGCUCUGCUACUCUCUGGUCUAGUUACUUUACAUCUGUCUGGAGGGAGAGAGAGAGAGAGGUCACAGAAUGAGGUUUCUAGUCUCAACACUCUCCAAGGCUUUUUAGAGGAAAAUACCUUUUUAGAAGAAAAUACCUCUAACAGUGUCACAGCUAACCCGUUUGUAAAAUGUAUGCCCUUUGGAUAAAAUCUCCUGCUAAAUGGCAUAUACAAUGGAGUCUGAACUGAUUGACGUCCUUGAUAAAUAUGAGCAAUCAUGACUGUAUAAAAUAAAUCAUUCAAAUGCUGAGCUAUUUUGUAUGCUUAAAAAAAAUGGGAAAGUAUAUUAUUUUAAAUGAAUAUAAAUGCUCAUAGAAAUAUAUUUUUUCCCUCAAAAGAGUGGUGGUAAACAUUGACACCCCUGAAGAUUGUAAUAAAUAAAGUAGAUGAAAUACGAAAUCGAGCCUGUGACUCUAUGAACUCUACAAAAGUUUGUUUUCGUUUCAGAUUAUUUUGUGCCCAGUAGAAAUGAAUGGUAAAUAAUGUUGUCAUUUUGGAGUCCGUUUUAUUGCAAUAAGAAUACCUUUUGGGGGAAAAUUGUAUAAAAUAAUACCUUAUAGCUCAGUAUUUGAAUGAUUUAUUUUAUACAUUAUUGCUAAUCUUUAUCAAAGAUAAUUUGAUAAUCAAUUAUUGUAGAUCCCACUGUAUUAUGAACUCAGUGGCGACACUUCUGCUUUCCUACCACUAGAUGGCACUGUUUAAGAUGUCUCCCCACUAGAUUGCCCUGUUUAAGAUGUGACUGCAGUAUCUCAGUAUAUCAAACCUUACUAAACACAUUGUAUUACAACCAAACAAGCUCAUGCUAAACUGAACCAGACAUGACUGACCUGGACUGACCCUGGGAAUGAGGGGAGAUGUUGUAGAUGUUGUGUACUGUGGGGUCAGAGGUGACUGUAAAUCAGGAUUAGGUUCACAACACCAGGAGAGUCAAAGUAAACAGGUGUGUGUUAUCCAGAUUGACCACAAUGUGGAGGAGUGGGACUUUCACUGUAUGCAUUAGUCUACUACAAUAGAAAGAGGUGUAGAUGAGGUAUCUGCUUAAAUGCUCCCAGAAAGAGGACAUCUUUUGUCUUGCACAACAGGACAUUAUAGAGAGAGAGUCACAACACUCUCCUGUUUCUCUCUACUAGAUCUAAACUCUAGGAAAAAAGAAACAUCCCUUUUUCAGGACUCUGUCAUUCAAAGAUAAUUCAGAAAAGUCCAAAUAACUUCACAGAUCUUCAUUGUAACGGGUUUUUAACACUUUUUUUGCUGAGUUUAGUAUCCUGUGGAAUGAAACAGAAGUCAGUGUUCUGGGAACAGUAUUUUUUCUCCUCUCUCUCUAGGCCGUCCUGUCCUGUGCAUGAGUGUGACUGUCUUGGGGGGAAAAGUCAAUAAUUCCUUUUGAAAGGUAAUGUGAAAAAAGCUAGCCAAAAUCAAGGUGGACAGUUCAGGAAUUCUUAAGUCGGAACAAUCCUUGUUCAGCAGGAAACAUUAUUUUUAUAGUUGAAAAAAAUAGAUUUUGUUGCAUUAUUUGAGUAAAACAAUGUAGGGGAAUUUGAUCAUAUUUGUAGUAUUAUUAAUUUCCAUGUCUGUACUUUGCUCUUGUCUGGAGUAAAUGAUCCCAAAUUCAAACCCUCAAAGUGUUUUAAAAUUCUAAAAACAAACAAUAAUAAAUGUUAACUAAAAGUAUCAUAUAUAGAUCCUUGUAAUAAUCCUGUCUGACUUGAAAUAAUAUUUAUCUCAAAACUGUGAUUCCUAAAAAACGUGUCCGGAGAUUAGGUCAACUCAUUCAGAUUUGUCUAAAAUGAAUAAAUGAAUCAGGAAUGAGCAAGGA
Oncorhynchus kisutch (coho salmon) is the source of this 3735-nucleotide messenger RNA. Its product is annotated as zinc finger protein 41-like. Gene Ontology annotation, molecular function: RNA polymerase II cis-regulatory region sequence-specific DNA binding; DNA-binding transcription factor activity, RNA polymerase II-specific. The transcript is spliced from 2 exons. NCBI's taxonomy places the organism in Eukaryota, Metazoa, Chordata, Actinopteri, Salmoniformes, Salmonidae. The record is from RefSeq and is a predicted model, not a curated record. The coding region runs from base 308 to 1708 and encodes 466 amino acids. Gene Ontology annotation, biological process: regulation of transcription by RNA polymerase II.